This is a messenger RNA of Hypomesus transpacificus, 1293 nucleotides long. RefSeq names its product 7-methylguanosine phosphate-specific 5'-nucleotidase-like. Gene Ontology annotation, cellular component: cytoplasm. The transcript has 10 exons. Gene Ontology annotation, molecular function: 5'-nucleotidase activity; magnesium ion binding. The coding region runs from base 195 to 1136 and encodes 313 amino acids. The record is from RefSeq and is a predicted model, not a curated record. NCBI's taxonomy places the organism in Eukaryota, Metazoa, Chordata, Actinopteri, Osmeriformes, Osmeridae.
GUAGCUGUUCAAACAGGGAAGCUGGAAGUGGUACAAAGUUAUCUUUAGACCAGUAAACAAAGCUUACUGGGCACCAAUGUAUCAACGUUUUAGCAAUUUUUUUAUAUUAAUUUUUUUAUAGGCUACGUACCUUUCACCGCGUUUUAUGAAACAAUCUAUUUAAAGUAUUUCUCACCUCCUUGUAAAGGCCUAAAAUGUUAUACCACAUACCCUGGAUUAAUAUGCCGGUGCGGACUGCCAUUGCAAUCUGGCACCAGUUGACCAAGUAUGAGAUCCCUGACUUGGCCAAGUCCUCAGUGCUGAUGAGGGACCGCAGCAGAGUUGAAGAGACCAUACAGGCCAUGCACAGAGCUGGACCCAGCACCCUCCAGGUGAUUUCUGACUUUGAUAUGACACUCACCAGAUUUGCUCACAACGGGAGGAGGUGUCCCACCACUCACAAUAUCUUGGAUAACAGCUUGAUCCUCAGUGAGGACUGUAGGAACCAGAUGAGGGAGUUAUUGAACACCUACUACCCUAUUGAGAUUGAUGCUGCCCUCACCGUUAAAGAGAAGCUGCCCCUCAUGGUGGAAUGGUGGACUAAGGUACACGAGCUGCUUAUCCAGCAGAAGAUCCGUAAAGACCUGCUGUCCCAGGUUGUGAAAGAGUCCAGCGCUAUGCUCAGGGAGGGCUACAGGGGGUUCUUUGACCACCUGCAGGAGCAGCAUGUGCCUCUGUUGAUCUUCUCAGCUGGAGUGGGAGACAUCCUGGAGGAGGUGAUCAGACAAAACCAGGUCUUCCACCCCAACGUUCACAUCAUGUCUAACUACAUGGAUUUUGAUGACUGUGGAAUACUGCGGUCCUUCAAGGGCCAGCUGAUUCACACCUUCAACAAGAGGGAGGGUGCCCUCCUCCACACGGCACACUUCCUGGAGCUGAAGGAGCGCCCCAACGUGCUGCUGCUGGGGGACUCUCUGGGAGACCUCACCAUGGCAGACGGAGUGGCCACUCAGCACAUCGUCACGAUUGGCUUCCUCAACGACCAGGUGGAGGAGAGGAAGGAGUCCUACAUCAACUCCUACGACAUUGUUGUGGUGAAGGAUGAAACCAUGGAUGUCCCCAACGCUGUCCUCAACUACAUCACCACCGGCAAGUGAGGAAAUGGUGUGACAGUGGGACAAGUCAAGCAUUGAUUACUUCCUGUUUGCAUAGGGGUUGUGACAGGAACCACAAUCAAUCGCAUGAUGGGACACGCAACACCCGUCACAAGAAUGAGGCAUUCGACUAGUUCCACAUGGUUGCUCCACAACGCUG